Messenger RNA from Pan troglodytes (chimpanzee), 1925 nucleotides. It is a transcript of the gene PLAAT2, whose product is annotated as phospholipase A and acyltransferase 2. The record is from RefSeq and is a predicted model, not a curated record. Gene Ontology annotation, molecular function: A2-type glycerophospholipase activity; glycerophospholipid phospholipase A1 activity. Gene Ontology annotation, cellular component: cytoplasm. NCBI's taxonomy places the organism in Eukaryota, Metazoa, Chordata, Mammalia, Primates, Hominidae. Gene Ontology annotation, biological process: N-acylphosphatidylethanolamine metabolic process. The coding region runs from base 1144 to 1731 and encodes 195 amino acids. The transcript has 4 exons.
UUUAUUUAUUUAUUUAUUUCUGAGACAUAGUCUCGCUCUGUAACCCAGGCUGGAGGGCAGUGGCGUGAUCUUGGCUCACUGCAACCUCUGCAUCCCAGGUUCAAUAGAUUCUCCUGCCUCAGCUUCCCGAGCAGCUGGACUACAGGCGUGCGCCACCAAGCCCAGCUAAUUUUUGUAUUUUUAGUAGAGACGGGGUUUUGCCAUGUUGGCUAGGCUGGUCUCGAACUUCUGACCCAAGUGAUUCACCCACCUUGGCCUCCAAAAGUGCUGGGAUUACAGGCAUCAGCCACUGUGCCUGGCCAAAGCCCAUUAAAAUUACAUGUAGCCCAAGAUAUUCCUGGCAUAUACAUAGAAAGAUAACAUUGCCUCUAGAAAGGGGAGCUGGGUUGCUGGAGGCUGGAGGCUGCAGGUGGGGAGAAUGGAGGCUUAUCUUUCCUUUUAUAGCCUUUUACACAAUUAAACAAACAUAGAGAGCGUGCAUGUGAACAAAAAUGUAAGUAUUCCAGGCUGUAGGCCUAGAGCUUACCAGCAGGCUGGGUGUGGCCUGCCCUACCCUGUUCUCUGUCAGUAGAACUUUGUCACCUUUCCUGCUCAGCAUGAACAGUAGGGAGACAGCAGAAUUCUCAGUCCACCGGCCCUUGAUUUGCAGACUCUCCUUUCCUAUAGCUCCUGGACAUAAUUUCCUGACACUCUGAACAGCUUGGAUUCGGUGAAAAGCCACAAGCCCCAGCAUGAGUACAGUGAUGUUCCUCCCCAACUCCGCCCUGCAUGGUCUGGUUGGUCAUUGUGCCAACCCACCUGAGAUCCUUUCAGCAGACAGCACGUGGAAGUCCUCCUGCCCUAGGAAACAGGGGUGUGAUGUGGUUGCAAGGGGAGGGCAGGCAUAGGACGAACUGAGAUUGCUGGACUGGAGGUCAGCCCCUAAAAAGAUGAUCAGCAAGCCUGAGUGGGACCGGCCCAGAGGGCUCUGGACAAUGGGGCAGGAGAUAAUUAGCCAAGCCAACCCUACUGUCUCCCUCCAGAAGGAAUACUUUGAAGAUUGUCCCACUGCAACCCAGAGGAGAAUAGAGUGGAGGUGCUGAGAGAGGCCGUCUCCAUGGGAGCAAGACCACGUGACCACGUGAGCUGAGGGAGUAGCUGGUCAUGCAGAACUGCUGUGGCUCCCAAAGAGUUUUCCAGUUCUGGCUCCAGUCCAUCUGCAUCCCCACACUAAAGCUCUUUGUUUGUUUGUUUGUUUAUAGCCUGAAGAGGGCCAGACCAAGACCGAGACUUGGAGACCUGAUUGAGAUUUCUCGCUUUGGCUAUGCACACUGGGCCAUCUACGUGGGAGAUGGCUAUGUGGUCCAUCUGGCUCCGGCAAGUGAAAUUGCUGGAGCUGGUGCGGCCAGUGUCCUGUCUGCCCUGACCAACAAAGCCAUAGUGAAGAAGGAACCGCUGUCUGUGGUGGCUGGGGGAGACAACUACUGGGUCAAUAACAAGCAUGAUGACAGAUACACACCACUGCCUUCCAACAAAAUCGUCAAGCGGGCAGAGGAGUUGGUGGGGCAGGAGUUGCCUUAUUCGCUGACCAGUGACAACUGCGAGCACUUCGUGAACCAUCUGCGCUAUGGCGUCUCCCGCAGUGACCAGGUCACUGGUGCAGUCACGACAGUAGGUGUGGCAGCAGGCCUGCUGGCUGCCGCAAGCCUUGUGGGGAUCCUGCUGGCCAGAAGCAAGCGGGAAAGGCAAUAAAUCCAAGAAAUUGUCCCAACAACCACCAAUUCUUACGGAGGAAUAUUAUUUAGCCAGCAGGAGUGGAGUUUGGUUUACUGAUUUUACUGUUUUGUGUUCAUGAAUCUUUAUUUUAAUGGAGUUAAAAGCACAGGAAAAUGUAUUUGGAAAUGCAGCUUAGUAUGAAUUCUAUUAAAGACACAAUUGGGCUCUGC